Cyanistes caeruleus (blue tit) is the source of this 8461-nucleotide messenger RNA. Lineage: Eukaryota; Metazoa; Chordata; Aves; Passeriformes; Paridae. The record is from RefSeq and is a predicted model, not a curated record.
CCACCCGGGGUCCCUCCGCCUCACAUCCUGCCCCCGCUGCCCCCCUUCCAUCCCGGCAUGUUCCCGGUCAUGCAGGUGGAUAUGAUCAGUGUCUUGGGCAACCAGUGGGGUGGCAUGCCGAUGUCCUUCCAGAUGCAAACUCAGAUGCUGAGCCGCAUGAUGCAGGCGCAGAACACGUACCAGUACCCGCCUUUCAUGACGGGCCGGAUGCAGUUUGUGAAUCUUCCUCCCUACCGCCCGUUCUCCAUGGGAGCCGCUCUCGCCCGCGGGCAGCAGUGGCCACCGCUGCCCAAGUUUGACCCCUCGGUUCCACCCCCGGGUUAUGAACCGAAGAAGGAAGAUCCCCACAAAGCCACUGUGGAUGGAGUCCUCCUGGUCAUAGUGAAGGAACUAAAGGCCAUCAUGAAAAGGGACCUGAACCGCAAGAUGGUCGAAGUGGUGGCGUUCCGGGCGUUUGAUGACUGGUGGGACAAGAAGGAACGUCUUGCAAAAGCGUCUCUCACUCCAGUGAAGUCUGGAGGAGAACUGGAGGAAAAACCAAAGCCAAAGGAUCGAAUUGCCUCUUGUCUUCUGGAGAACUGGAACAAAGGAGAAGGGCUGGGAUAUGAGGCAAUCGGCUUGGGCAUUGGGUUACGAGGGGCCAUCCGGCUGCCAUCCUUCAAGGUGAAAAGAAAGGAGCCACCUGAAGCUGCCUCAGCGGGAGAUCAGAAGAGAAUCCGGCCUUCUACUUCUGUGGAUGAUGAAGAUGAAGAGUCAGAGAGGGACAGGGAUGCUUCUGAUACAACAUCUGAGCUGUCAAAGAAGGAUGCAGAGGCAGUGGGGCUGCGACGGCGACCAGCAAGGCCAUUGGAGCUUGACAGCGAGGGAGAAGAAGGAGAUGAGACAUCAGGGAAAGAGGAAGAGUCCUCCUCAGAGAAGGAAGAGGAGCAGGAAGAAGAGGGAGGCUUGGUGAAAGCAGCACCUGGCAAGGAGGAAGAGGAGGAUGAGGAGGAUGAAGAUGAUGAGGAUGAAGAUGAUGAUGAAGACGAGGAUGAAGAUGAUGAGGAGGAGACAGGCAUAGAUACAAGUGACAAGGAGGAGGAGCAGGACUCUGAGGAGGAUGUAGCAAGUCCCUCGUCUUCCAAGGCUGAAGUUGAAUCAUCUGAUGAAAGUGAGGACUCCUCUGAAUUCGAGUCAAGUUCAGACUCGGAUGAUGAAGAUGAGGAGGACGAUGAUGACGAUGAAGAUGAGGAGGAGGAAGAAGAGGAGGAAGAGGUGGCUGAAGAUCAAAGCAGAGAAGCCAUGGUUGCUGAGCCAGAGCAUGAACCUGCUGGUCUUGAGCUUCCUGAUGAUGAGAGGGAGACUAUUUUGGACCUGUAUCCUGUGGAUGACUACAUGGAUGCAACAGGCUUGGGACUUGCCGAGCCAGCUUUGGCUGUGAAAGAUGAAGGCAGUGAAGAAAUCAAGGCAGGGGAAAGUGAGUGCAGCCAAGUCCCGGGGGCUUCUAUUGCUGCUGAAACUCUGAAACACUUGGUUAUGGAAAGAGACCAGGAGACAAAACUUGCACUCUCUCCCAUCUGUAGGCCAGAGGAAGAGUCCGAACCCACUUCCAUGUUGGAGCCAGAGGUACAGGAAGGUCCAAAGCCUGAAUCUCAAGAUGAGGAAGCAGCUCUCUGUAUCUCUACUCCAGUGGCAGUCUUUGGAGAACCUCUGCCCAGCAAAAGCAGCUUCUUUGGCAAGUCUGAGGAGAGCAGCUUGGAAGCCCGAGUUAAAGCAAAGCCGCCGUCGGCAGCGGAGGAGGACGAGCGGCUGCCCCGCACGCCUGGACGGGAGGUGAUGAUCCACUCGGAGACUGAGACUCUCCUGCUUCCAGCCCACAAGGUGCCAUCCUCCAUGCUUCCCUUGCCAUCGACUCCCGGCAAGGAAGAAUCUUUAGUCCCUCCAGAAAAGUUCCCUGAACAAUUACUGGUGACCAAAACGUCCGUGGAAGAGGAGAUUCCUAGGACUCCCGGGCGGGACAUUUUGGCCAAGUCUUCACACCCCCUUGCGAAGUCGCAGAGCACGGACACUGUUCCAGCCACGCCAGGAAGUGAUGCUCCCCUUACAGGAAGCAGCUUGACCCUCAGUUCCCCUCAAGUCCCAGGGAGCCCCUUUUCCUACCCGUCCCAAUCUCCUGGCAUUAACAGUGGCAUUCCUCGGACUCCUGGGAGAGAUUUCAAUUUCACGCCUACUUUCCCAGAGGCUGGUGCUACCAUUCCUUGCCUUCUGCCUGGCAAGAAACAGUCAGAGGAUGAGCUAGAAGAGAAACCCUUUAAAGAGCCUCUUGGUGCUUCCCUUACGAUCAGCAUGAACAGUGUUCCUUCCCCUAUCCCCUUUGCCAGCCCCCCACAAGCAGAUUUCCACAUGGACAUGGGUUUGCCACCUGAUGAGCCAAUACCUGUAGCAGCCCUGCCAUGCAUGCAUGGAGAUGGAAGAAUGCCCAUCGAGGAAUGCAAGGCAGAAGUAAAACCCAGUUUGCUCUCCCCAGAAGUACCCCCUGGGGCUUCUAUUCUUCCUCCCCCUCCACCACCUUCUGUUCUUCCCAAAAGGAGGCCGGGUCGGCCGAGGCGGUCCCCACCUUCUGUCCUCUCGCUGGAUGUGUACUCGGGCAAAACCAUAGAGCCUCCUCCCAUGCCAGUGGCCUUGGUGGAAGGUCCUGUGAGCAAAGAGCUGUUGAGUGGACAUCCUGAUGCCUACUAUGGACUGAAAGACCCUGAAGCCGUCACCCUGGACUUCAGGAAUGACGGUUUCCACGAGAAAAUAGCAGCUGAGACAGUUGCAGAGAAACUGCCAUUCAAGGAGCUGGAGAACCAGUGGAAUGAAGACUUCAAGGAAGAAGAAGCUCACGCAAAACCUAAGAGACAGUGGCGAAGGCAGAAGAAGACAUCAGAGGAGCUGCCCAUGAUCCCUUCCCCCGAGUAUUCCCCACCCCAGCCGCAGUUCAGGCCGCGCUCCGAGUUUGAGGAGAUGACCAUUUUGUAUGACAUCUGGAACGGAGGCAUCGACGAGGAGGAUAUCAAAUUCAUGUGUAUCACAUACGACCGCUUGUUACAGCAGGACAACGGUAUGGACUGGCUCAAUGACACCCUGUGGGUUUUCCAUCCUUCUACCAGCUUUUCUACCCCCAAGAAGAAGAAGAGGGAUGAUGGGAUGCGGGAGCACGUGACAGGCUGUGCACGAAGCGAAGGCUAUUACAAAAUUGAUAAGAAGGACAAACUCAAAUACCUCAACAAUAGCCGAGCUUUUGCAGAGGAGCCUCCAGCUGACACACAGGGUAUGAGCAUCCCUGCCCAACCUCACGCUUCCACCCGGGCUGGUUCCGAGAGGCGAUCAGAGCAACGCAGGCUCCUCUCCUCCUUCACUGGUAGCUGCGACAGUGACCUGCUCAAGUUCAACCAGCUCAAGUUCCGGAAGAAAAAACUAAAAUUCUGCAAGAGCCACAUUCACGACUGGGGCCUUUUUGCUAUGGAGCCCAUUGCAGCUGAUGAGAUGGUGAUCGAGUACGUGGGUCAGAACAUCAGGCAGGUCAUUGCUGACAUGCGAGAGAAGCGAUACGAGGAUGAGGGCAUUGGCAGCAGUUACAUGUUCAGAGUCGACCACGACACCAUCAUCGAUGCCACCAAAUGCGGGAACUUCGCCAGGUUUAUCAAUCACAGCUGCAAUCCAAAUUGUUAUGCUAAAGUGAUCACGGUGGAGUCUCAAAAGAAGAUCGUUAUCUACUCCAAGCAGCACAUCAAUGUGAACGAGGAAAUUACCUACGACUACAAGUUUCCAAUUGAGGAUGUAAAAAUCCCGUGUCUCUGUGGCUCUGAGAACUGCAGGGGAACCCUGAACUGAACUCAAGGUUUCUCUCAUCACACUUGCACCUUCGGCCAUGUCAAAACUGUGGUAACCAGGUGUGGUUGCACUUUGCCAAAAAAAGAGGAAAAAAAAAAAACAACAGAAAAAAGGAAGAAAAAAAAAUUUAAAAGCAAAAAAAUACUUACCCAAAAAAAAAAAAAAAAAAAAAAGAGGAAAAAGAGAAGAAAACCAAGCAAGUUUCGCACUUCUGCCAGGAUCAUGAGUGAAAACAAAAAGCGCACACGCUUACGAGGACUGUUCAUCUUUCAGGUGCUUUUUCCUUUUCAGAUCCAACACGCACACAAAAAGGUGGCUACCUUUUGUGGCAUGGUCUAUCCAAACACUAGCUUCUCUGUUCAGUCCCUGCAGUAAUGCUCCAUAAUGGGAUAAUGGUACCUUUUUUUUUUUAAUUGUUCUUAUAAACCUUCAUCUUUUCAUAAAUGCUGCUACCUUUUUCUCAUCAGUUUUCGUUGGUUGAAAAAGACAUUCAACGUUUAAAUGUGAAGCAGAGACUGAAAAUGCCAUAUAGGGUUUGUUGGGAGCUUGAUUGGCUGAAAUUGCACAGUUUUCUCAGAGUAAGCUGUAAAUAAAUGUAAGGUUGAUGUUACAGAGCAAGCCAGAGGCUUGAGGGUGUGUGAAUGAGAGUGUGUGUGUGUGUGUGUGUGCAGGUGUGUCCACAGUGAGACUAGAGCUGAACUGUCCUGCCUUUUCGUUAGGGAUGAGCCUGAACAGGGCCCCUCAGCCAGACCCCAGGGCAGAGCCAGGUCAGCCAGACCUCAGCUCCCCUCCUUGGGCUCUCCUCUCAUUUUCUAUGCCAUGCUGGUCCAUGGGGGAUCCAAACCUCUGCAGCUGCACGUGAGAAAACCUUGGAUACUUGAGUCACUAGGAAGAAGUGGAGCCAGCUGUGCAGCUGUAGCAUCGUGUGGCCUUUGGGGGAUGCCCAUUCCUUGGAGAUGGGCUUGUCUUGCUUGCAGAAGAGGCUGAGAUUAAGUGGACAGCUCAGCCCCUGAUUGUGCUGUAGAAAUCCUGCCCUGCUUGCAAGCAAAGACUAUGGCCCACGUUUGUAGCAGGAUUUUCUUCCUGUGGGUGGGAAACAGGCUGAUGUGUGACUUGUAUUCAUUUUUUCUCACUUUCAUCUGCAUUUCCCUGCCCUUCCAAUGUUUUAUAUGGAGUAUUUGCUCUGUCCUUGGAUGUGGGAGAUGCCUCCUGUGAUAGGAGCAAGCUGUGUCCUGCCACUCUCCUCCCUCUGUUACUCAGUAACUUGGCCUGGGGCGGUCCCACGCCUCCAGAAAAUCAUGGUAAAAGUGUCCCCGAGAGCAAUCCUGUCCCCCCCAUCUAUACCAUGGAAAUGAAUGCUUCUCUAAAUUUGGUAGGCAUGUUUUAAAAUUAUUUCUCAAUAUGUUUUGUCCUUGUAGAUGUGCUGAGGUGAAGGUUGCAGUUCUUCAAGAGGUUCCAUUUAAAAAUGGGACCAAACACCAAAAAAAUAGUUCUUUGGAUGAGAUCUGGAAGUGUUACACCACCGUUCAGGUAUAGACAGGACCAGUUUUUCAAUUUGCAUUGAAUUUCUCCUGCUUUAAAAGUAGAGAAUAGUCAUACUAAACCCUUUUUAAUUGGCUUGUAAGGGGAAGUUGCAAUGUCAUUACGAAACGGGAAGAUUAUCUGCAUAACUAAACACCUUCUCCCCACAGAACAAAUUGCACAGCUGUAUUCUUGUAUUCUUUCCAAACCUCCAUGAGCAGAGGUGACAACCUUGCAAAAGAGGUUCCUGGAAGUUUUUUCAGCUGUUCCAUGGAAUUGCCAAGCCUGCACUGCAGCAUGGAGCUUGUAAUGUAGGUUCUGUAAUGUAACCUCUGCCUCCAAAUUUCUUCUCUGGGCAAAAGGCCUGAGGGAGCAGGAACACACAGACUGCUACAAGCUGCCUUAAUACCACCUGUGUUUCUGUCUGAGGGCCAACAAAUUGUCUCUGAGAUUGGACAAUCCAUGGUCCAUCUCUGCUUUUGUUUUGGUUUAGUUUUAUUGUUUCCCCCCUUCAUCCUAAAUCUAUCCAGCAAUUGGGUGUUGGUGACCCAGAACCUAAAAUUGUGAGAAGCACAAGUUUCUGUCACUGAAUGUUGUUUGGAACUGCAGUGAUGGCAUUUAGGAGUUAAACUGCUGCUCAGUUUAGUUAUUGUUUUUCUGAAUGAGAUUCAAUGUGUUGGCAUCUCCACAGCUUGGCCUUUGACUUUUGAGGCUUUGGGAAUGCACGGAAGUUUCCUGGGUGUCAGAACUGAGGCCCCUGUCCUUGGCCUUCUCCCUCUCUGCUCCAUCAAACCAGUGCAUUAACGGUGGAUUUGUGGGGCUGAGGACACCCCAGACAGCCCAGCCCUGCUGGCAGUUCUGUCUCCCAGCAGAUCUGUGUGCUCUGGAUGGGAUCAGCCCCUGCAGUUUGCCUUAAUCCUUGGUGAGGAAGGUGGGGAGGAAGGUCACUGUUACCUUCACGUCCUUCCCCGUGUGUUUUUUAGGAGCACCAAAAGGAUUUGGGUGCCAAAGACCAUGAGCACCUGAAUCACUUGGGUACUUCCAAAGCUGCCUGUAAUUUAUCCCCUUUUAGGAUCCCGGACAAAUAAUGUGAGUUUUUAGAAGAGCUGAUCUCUCGGUAGUUUCCCAGGAAGAAACAGAGCUGUUGAGAAGCCACAGCACUUCUGAAAAAUCAUGUUAGUCUGGUCUCAAAGCUAAACCUGAGGCUUCUCUCUUUUUCCCCAUAAAUCUUGGCUUGCAGAGUCCUACCUGGGAGAUAUUUUGUCUUGGACUGGGAAGCUGCCUGACCUCCAAACAAAUCAUUUUAUGGUGAGGACUCUCAAGUCUGGUGCAGUGAUUUCUGUGGGUGCCCUGUCCCUGCCAACCGGAAGGGUCUUGUUGGGCCAGGGGAGCCCUGCAGCCACAGAUGUGCUUUGGAGAUGCCUCAAAUCCUUUGCCUUGUACUUGGCAGGGGAUGGGAUGAGAGGAGGGCAGGAGCUGUGUGGUUCACAUGCAGCACAAGUUCCCUGGGACCCCAUGGAAACAGUGACAGGGAUAAAGAGGAACCUCACCAGCACAUGUUGCUAACAGGCACUGCAGUGCUUUUGUCCACUGAAAAGCCCAUCCCCAAAUUUAUUGUCACUUCAAUUUGAGCCUCAGACAAAAAAAGAGACAUUUACAGUGCUCCCUGCAAAAUUCCAUCUUGCUGAGAGGAAUGACCCAAGAGAACAGAGCAAAAUUACGGAGAUAGAAUUGAAGGUUUUGGUUUGCAGCUGUGGGAGGUCAGGGUGCAGGUGCCUCCAUGCUGGCAUCCACAGGAUCCGUGUGGCUCACACCUCUCUGCAGUCCCAGGCUGGUCCCACAGUGGUCUGAGACUCUGGGGGGGUCCAGGAGGGGAUGGGGGCUCAUCCUGCAGUUAUUUAUAUUGUAUAGAGCAGCUUAUUUCUACAAGGAAAGAAAAAAAACAUAAUUUUUAAACUCCAUUACACAGUAGUUUCAGUUCUGGUUUUUGUGACCUUUUUCAGGGAUCAUUUCAGUGCAUUUCUGUACAAAAUAAAAAUUUAAGGAAAAAAAAGGAUUUUGAAGUAUAAAAAAAUGCAUCUUCUGUACAUAGGCGAACUCAAGAAUCUUCUCUUCAAACACUGUUUCUUGUAGAAACAUGUUGAAAUUUUUUUGCUGAUUUCUUUGUACUUCAAGAGCAUGUAAAUAGUUUAUUAAAAGUGACUAUUGUAAUUUGGAGUUCUUUUUAAACAGAUUCCAGCUCUAAAUCAUGUCAAGAUGGGGAGGAAGAAGGACUGAGUAUAGCAAAGGAGCUGGUGGCAUUUACAGCUUGUGUCAAGCUUUGUAUAAUGUAAAUUCUGUAUAAAUAUGGGGGUUUUUUUGUCAAAUAAAUAGGUGAAAUUAGAAGCAUUAAGAAACUGAAGACAAAAAAUUGCCAAGUCAAGGCUUCUUCUUUCCCCCCCUCCCUCAGUCUGAAACCUAAUGUGCAAAUUCUAUUUAUUUCAAGCGAGGAAAUGUGUACAGUCUAAUAGACACCCUAAAAUGUAUUUAAGCAAAUUUGCAACUGGAUUUUUUCAGUUUAAUAUUUGUUUUGUUUUUAUGAGUUUCCUCCUUAAUUGCCACUGUAGGAUUUGUCCAAGUGAAAAGAAACACAUCAAGAAGGACACUCUAAAACAAUGGGGCAGUUUCAAAGCAAAGUGGAAGAACACCCAGCUCCCAAUUCUUGCAGUUUACUGGUUUUAAUUCCCAUCGUGGAAAUCAAGGGCCUCCUUUAAAAGUAGGCAGGUCAAAUGGUUUGCAAUAAAUUAAAAAAAAAUUUAUUUUUUUUUUUCCUAAGUUCCUUUUAAAAAAAACCAACAACUCUGCUUUGAAGAUUUAGGAUUUCUGCUUUUUCUUUUGUUAAGCAAAUUUAUAAAUUUAGGGAUGUUUUGUGCAUAUAGAAUCUGUCACCAGUAUGUAUCUUGUUUUGAAGAAAGUGUUUUUGUUGUGGAUGUGUCAUGCUGUAUAUAUUUGUUCAUAUUUUUGUGAAUUGAAUACUAUGUACCAUUGUAUUAUAGUAACUUUUAUAAAGCAAACCAUAAAUAUACUGACUUUUCUUACAGAAAAA